Molecule: messenger RNA, 1446 nt
Organism: Mytilus trossulus (common blue mussel)
Lineage: Eukaryota; Metazoa; Mollusca; Bivalvia; Mytilida; Mytilidae
Product: low-density lipoprotein receptor-related protein 6-like
Exons: 6
Coding region: 151-1002 (283 amino acids)
Source: RefSeq, a predicted model, not a curated record
CACACGGGAAACAGUUGCGCGAUAGUAAAGUGAAGCAUAUAGCGCGUGUGAAGUAUAUUUAAAUGGUGAUUGCAUAGAGAAGUCAAGUAUGCUAUAUCUGCUAGCAUAGUCUUGGUUAACGUAUCAACGUAUCAUUUGUGUUUCCUCAACAUGAGACUACACGUGCUGGUCUUGUUUGAAUUUGUUAUGUGUGUCUGCUUUAUAAAUACAGUUUUUGCAUAUAUGUUUGUCUUUUCAACUAAUAUGACUGAUGAUAACGGUAGAAUAUAUGAAUACAACUUGGAGACUAGAACUGUAUCAUAUCUAUUAACAAAUAUACAGAGUGACGUGUAUUCUAUCACUUACGAUUAUAACAAUGGAUAUAUCUAUUUUCCAAGACUUCACAAGAACGACAUACAGAGGUUUAAGUAUCCAUCAGAUCAACCCUACACAUCAGAGUUUGUGAUUAAUGCGAGUGUACCAAUAGGUAUUGCUAUUGAUCCGUUAUACGACCAAGUGUAUUGGACUGAAUAUAAUGCCGGAAAUAUUUAUAGAUGUAAUUUAGAUGGAUCUGGUAAAUCACGUGUCCUCAAUGAUGAUCCACUAUUUGCCCUAACAUUAGACUAUCAAAACAGAUGGUUGUAUUAUAGUACAACACUAACGACACCAAUAAGAAGUAUACAACGAUCACGAUUGGAUGGUACUGAAAUACAUACCGUGAUUAAAGAGGAGGCUUCAGAUAUAAGUAUAGAUUACAAAGACGAAAGAAUUUAUUGGAUGAACUUCGCGACAGGUGAUUUGAAAUCUGCUAAUCUAAACGGAACUGGUGACAGGAAAGUGUUUAGCACGAAUACGACCAUAAAAAACGUAGGCAUCCAUGUACUUGAUAGCGAAAUAUACUGUGUCAAUUUCAAUCAGAUACUUAAAGUCACAUUGUCACCAGUGAAAUCUGCAAGAGUCAUAUACCCAGGUACCACAAGGAUCUAUGGUUUAUUUGUUUAUAAGGAAAAAGGUAAAUACUAGCAUAAACAUUUACCCAACUUUUAGUUAAAUGAUCAAAUCUCACCUUACAAUGAAGAAUAAAAAAACAUGACUACACACAAAAAAGAGGGAAUCAAUUUUAAUAUACAUUGAGUGAGACUAAUGCACCAACUGAACUCCGAGGACAAUUCCGUUAGUUCAUAAUCAAAUGGCAAAAUCAAAAGCUCAAAUAAUUCAAACGAGUGGACAACGACGUUCCUGCUCCUGAACUGGUACAGGCAUUUCCUUAUGUAGUGAAUGGUAGAUUAAACCUGGUUUUAGACUAAGUUAAAAUUUUAAUCUUUUAUGCUAAAAUAAAUUAUCGAUAAAUCUAUGAUUCAAAUAAAAAACAUUUAUUAAAUUGAAACUUGAUGUACACCUUAAAGUCGUUAUAAGUAUUUUUCUAUCGAUAUAGUAUUGCAUUAAAUAAUAUAUGUAUAUGUGAGU